GCGGCCCGCCCCUCCCCCUCUGGUGACAGAAAGUCGGCCCAGCAGAUGAGGAAGUGGCAGGCAGGCAGGCUGGCCCCGGGGACUUCUCUCUGGCCCUGCUCCCUCCGAGCGUUCCGCCGUUGCCCGCCUGGCCCCUACGGGUGAGUCUGGACCUUCCACGGACUCUCCACGUGCCGGCGCCCCCUGCCUGGCCAGCCCGGCCCAGCCCGGCCCAGCCCUGCCCUGCCCUGCCCAGGCUGUGGGCGAGGGUGUUCCCGGGGCCAGUGGGUGGGAGGUCCCAGCUCCCUGGGGCCGGGCCUCGCCAGCACCCUCCCUCCCCCACACCCCCGUCUCUGGCCCCCAUUUGCCUACACCCGGGCCUUCCUCCACCACCCCUGCAUUUACCUCUCUCCCUCCUCCUCUCCCCUCCCUCCCCCCGCUACCCUAACUUUGCCAGGCUCCUUUUCCCUUCCAUCCAUCUUAAAGGAAGGAAGGGACGGGCUGAGUUCCCCGACGAGGGACACACCCAGAUUUUCCUGCAGCUUGGGGAGAGGUCCUCCCAGGAGCCUUGGUCUCUCCUGGCCUGCCGGGUGUGUGGGUUGAUAUUGGGGGCUGGUGGCUGAGAGAUAACAGGCUGGCUGGCUCCCAUGUGUCAGGGAGGAACCUGUGUUGGCGCCCUCGCCCCGGCCUGGGCCCUGCCGGCGAUGGGCGGCCAGCAAGCCCGAUGGUGGGGGAGCAAGUAAGGAGGGGAUCCGAGCGUGGCCAGGCAGCGCGCACACGUGUGUGAGUGGCCCCGCGGGUGAGCCCGUGCGUUUGCCUGGGCGGUGGCCGAGCUGCGUGAGGGCCGGGAGCCAUGCGUGUCAGCCCACGGAGGUGUUGCGUGGUGUGUCAGGCAGGAGACAUGUGUGCCAGCCCUCGGCGUGGCACCUUCGCUGUUGGGGGUGGAGAGCUAGGUGAGAGGUGGGUGUGGACCGCAGGCUUGGGGCCUGACCACGGUGGGCCUAAAGAAGCCGGGCCUCCUGGAGGUGAGGGGUGUGCGGGGCAGGGAGGUGUCAGAGGUGCGCCUCUUCACUUGGCAUCUGCAGAGGUGCUUCUCUGGAAGCAGGGAGUCUGGGGCACCUGCUGCCCUGGGCCCUGCUCUGUUCCAAGAAUGCCUUGUCCCUCAGGGACUGUCAGUACCAUGCUCUCGUGGGUCUGGCCAGAGGCUUUUGUGUCCCUGGGAGCCUUCCCCCGACAUUCCUUCAGGCCCUGAGGGGGAGGGGGCCUAGCCCAACGGGGCCCCUCCCUGAGGGAGGGGAAGAUUCCUGCGACCUCCCCCACUCCCCAACCCCUUCACAUGCCACUGGCUUCCCUGCCCUUCCCAGGAAGGGAAGAGUGAUUGUACCCAUUCUGAAGUAGGACAAACUGAGCAGUUAUGGCCGGCUUAGGAGAGGAUGCUGGGUGUGGAUUUUCAGCAGUGCUUUGGGCCAGGGCUGGGGCUGGGGCUGGGGUCAGAGGAGGUUUCUGGCUCAGAAUCUAGGACCUUAGCUCAUCAGGCUGGUCCCACGUGGGUGGGUGGGUGGCGAGUCUGGGGCUUUACUUGGCUUUCCCAAUCCUGGUGGGUCCUGCUCCCCCAGGCACUGACCUGUGGCCCGGACCCACCCUCCACCCCCUGCACAGUACAGCAGGGGCGGGCAGAGGGCGGGGCUGCUGCCAGAUCUAGUCAGACAGGUGGAGCCGCCGGGGCAGGAGUCUCAAAGAGACAGGCUCCAGGAGAGGAAGGGCUCUGCGAGAGGAGAGAGGAGAGCGCUGGAGAGGAGAGGCUGGAGAGUCCUUAGCCAGGAUGGAGGCUGUUGUGAACUUGUACCAAGAGGUGAUGAAGCACGCAGAUCCCCGGAUCCAGGGCUACCCUCUGAUGGGGUCCCCCUUGCUAAUGACCUCCAUUCUCCUGACCUACGUGUACUUCGUUCUCUCACUUGGGCCUCGCAUCAUGGCUAAUCGGAAGCCCUUCCAGCUCCGUGGCUUCAUGAUUGUCUACAACUUCUCACUGGUGGCACUCUCCCUCUACAUUGUCUAUGAGUUCCUGAUGUCGGGCUGGCUGAGCACCUAUACCUGGCGCUGUGACCCUGUGGACUAUUCCAACAGCCCUGAGGCACUUAGGAUGGUUCGGGUGGCCUGGCUCUUCCUCUUCUCCAAGUUCAUUGAGCUGAUGGACACAGUGAUCUUUAUUCUCCGAAAGAAAGACGGGCAGGUGACCUUCCUACAUGUCUUCCAUCACUCUGUGCUUCCCUGGAGCUGGUGGUGGGGGGUAAAGAUUGCCCCGGGAGGAAUGGGCUCUUUCCAUGCCAUGAUAAACUCUUCUGUGCAUGUCAUAAUGUACCUGUACUACGGAUUAUCUGCCUUUGGCCCUGUGGCACAACCCUACCUUUGGUGGAAAAAGCACAUGACAGCCAUUCAGCUGAUCCAGUUUGUCCUGGUCUCACUGCACAUCUCCCAGUACUACUUUAUGUCCAGCUGUAACUACCAGUACCCAGUCAUUAUUCACCUCAUCUGGAUGUAUGGCACCAUCUUCUUCGUGCUGUUCUCCAACUUCUGGUAUCACUCUUAUACCAAGGGCAAGCGGCUGCCCCGUGCACUUCAGCAAAAUGGAGCUCCAGGUAUUGCCAAGGUCAAGGCCAACUGAGAAGCAUGGCCUAGAUAGGCGCCCACCUAAGUGCCUCAGGACUGCACCUUAGGGCAGUGUCCUUCAGUGCCCUCUCCACCUACACCUGUGACCAAGGCUUAUGUGGUCAGGACUGAGCAGGGGACUGGCCCUCCCCUCCCCACAGCUGCUCUACAGGGACCACGGCUUUGGUUCCUCACCCACUUCCCCCGGGCAGCUCCAGGGAUGUGGCCUCUUUGCUGUCUGCCACUCCAGAGCUGGGGGCUAAAAGGGCUGUACAGUUAUUUCCCCCUCCCUGCCUUAAACUUGGGAGAGGAGCACUCAGGGCUGGCCCCACAAAGGGUCUCGUGGCCUUUUUCCUCACACAGAAGAGGUCAGCAAUAAUGUCACUGUGGACCCAGUCUCACUCCUCCACCCCACACACUGAAGCAGUAGCUUCUGGGCCAAAGGUCAGGGUGGGUGGGGGCCUGGGAAUACAGCCUGUGGAGGCUGCUUACUCACUUGUGUCUUAAUUAAAAGUGACAGAGGAAACCA
Messenger RNA from Pan troglodytes (chimpanzee), 3154 nucleotides. It is a transcript of the gene ELOVL1, whose product is annotated as ELOVL fatty acid elongase 1. Bases 1802 to 2641 code for a protein of 279 amino acids. Gene Ontology annotation, biological process: sphingolipid biosynthetic process; very long-chain fatty acid biosynthetic process; fatty acid elongation, monounsaturated fatty acid. The record is from RefSeq and is a predicted model, not a curated record. Gene Ontology annotation, cellular component: endoplasmic reticulum membrane; endoplasmic reticulum. Gene Ontology annotation, molecular function: fatty acid elongase activity. NCBI's taxonomy places the organism in Eukaryota, Metazoa, Chordata, Mammalia, Primates, Hominidae. The transcript is spliced from 8 exons.